AUAACGGUGCUUAUCAGCUGUUUCGCUGAAAUAUACAAAUAUGUUACUUAUCAGAAGAUUUUACUGCAGCUCUCAGCGAAUUGGUCAUAUAGCCAAGUCACAUAAGCCAGGUGACUCACUCAGUAUUCAGGGAUGGAUCAAAAACAUUCGCCGGCUGAAGAACAACACAUUUCUAGACGUGGAUGAUGGAUCGACGAGCAGAAGAUUCCAAGUGGUUGUCACACGCAAUCCAGAAACACAAAACCUAACGCCGGGCAGCGUUAUCACGGCCGUGGGACAGAUCCAAGUGGCACCCAACGGAAACUUUGAGCUGCAUGCAGAUCGCGUGGAAUCACUGGCCGAAGGACACCUGCAGGACGGAUAUCCCUUCACCCCCAAGCAGAAACACGCACCGGAAUAUGUCCGAGAGCAUCUGCAUCUUCGGUCCCGUGUCGACUACGUAGCCGCCCAGAUGCGAGUAAGACACAAGGCUCAGAAGGCCAUACAUGACUACAUGGAUGAGCUGCAUUUUGUCCAGAUCAACACUCCGCUGAUGACCACCAACGAUUGUGAGGGUGCCGGCGAAGUUUUUCGCGUUGAGCCUGACUCGGAGCAACUGCUGAAGCAAAUGGCGCGGCCCAAUGUGCCAGCAGAACAGAGCUAUUUCGAUAGCAAGGUAUUUCUCACCGUCUCGGGCCAACUGCAUCUGGAGGCCAUGACCUAUGGCCUGGGAAACACGUACUGCCUGGCGCCCGCCUUUCGAGCCGAGAACUCCAAGUCGCCGUUGCAUUUAGCCGAAUUCUAUAUGUUUGAGGCGGAGCUGGCGCAUCUGGAAGAGCUGGAGAAGCUGGCAGGAUUCAUUGAGCAGAUGCUGAAGUCCAUUACGAACCGCCUGCUCGAGACGAGCUUCGAGGAUCUACACUUCUGCCAACGGAAUGCCAAUGCCAGCUCGGAUCUGCCUUGGCUGAAUGUUCCAUGGACGAUCAUGAGCUACGACGAUGCCCUCGACGUGCUGCUGGCCAACAAGGCGAGCCUAAAGACGCCCAUCAGCUUGGACGAGGGUUUCACCAAGGACCAGGAACUGUUUCUCGUCUCCCACUGUGGCACGCCCGUUUUCGUUGUGGAUUGGCCCACAAAGCAGAAGCCCUUCUACAUGAAAAUCACCCGCACUAAUCCGGAUCGUGUGCAUGCCCUAGAUCUACUGAUGCCAGCUGUGGGGGAAUUGUGUGGUGGCAGCCUGCGCGAAAGCGAUGCAGCCACUUUGAGCGCCCAUCCACAGCUGCCCAAGGACUUGUCGUGGUAUGUGGACCUCCGCAAAUACGGAGGGAUACCCACAGGCGGCUUCGGCAUGGGCUUUGAGCGUUAUCUGCAGCUCGUGACUGGUGUUAAGAAUAUAAGGGAUGUGAUACCCUUUCCCCGAUAUCCACAUAGCUGCAAAAUGUGAUCAAUGUGGAUGAAAAAUAUGUACUUUUUAUUGUUGAAAAC
Molecule: messenger RNA, 1464 nt
Organism: Drosophila obscura
Lineage: Eukaryota; Metazoa; Arthropoda; Insecta; Diptera; Drosophilidae
Gene: AsnRS-m
Product: probable asparagine--tRNA ligase, mitochondrial
Exons: 3
Coding region: 41-1423 (460 amino acids)
Biological process (GO): asparaginyl-tRNA aminoacylation
Cellular component (GO): mitochondrion
Molecular function (GO): nucleic acid binding; ATP binding; asparagine-tRNA ligase activity
Source: RefSeq, a predicted model, not a curated record